ACGUUAAUAUGUGAACUUUCUUAAAAAUGUUGAAAGCUUUUUUAUAUUUACUACUGUGUUUUUUUUCAAUAGGAAACUACCAUAUAGGAAAUACUUUAAUUGAUGUUUUUACAACGAAACCACUGUACUUUGUGUAUUUUUUGACUCUUUUUCCUUUAAAUGGUAAGGUUUUAUUGUGUUUUUUACAUCAUUGAUUGUCGAUCUACUACUGUCCAGAUCAGUCCUUAACUCGGUGGAUCAUUCCAGAAUGUUAGACCUGAUCCCAGGGCAGCACUGAUGUUGUGUUUAAGCACCGUGGUCAUCGUCAGCUCCCUCCACCUCCGCCUCCACAGCAGCACCAGUUCGCCACUUCUCUGUGUAUGUUCUUCAUAAGGUAUCUUUUUUGUUAAGUCUUUGUUUUCUCUUUAUUUCAAACUUUUCUUGAGAAGCAGUGAGGAGCAUUUGUCUGUCAAAUCGUGUGUCUUCUUCGCGGCUUGGAUCCCUCCCUCCUUUCCGCCCUCCCUUUGAGCGUUCCCCUGAACCUGAACGGCACCAUUUCUCCUCUCUUCUCUUGUCUCUGUGUCAUUUACCUUCGCUGCAGUUGUGAAAGGCCCUGACACAGUGAGUCUCUGCCUCAAAAGCCGUCAAACAUCAUGUUGGACCCAUCUUCCAGCGAGGAGGAAGGAGAUGAUGUUCCAGAGGUUGUGCGCGACAACUGGGUGGUGGCCCCGAAGACCACGGGAGAAGCUCGCCUGUUGCCAGGCCGUGUCGCCGAAGGACAAGGAGGCAGCACUGGGCUUCAGACCUGGGGUCGUGCGAGCCAUGGUGGCGAACGUCCCUGCAGCCCCAGCCCGUCGGUGGACAGCGACAAAGAGAAGGAAGACCUCGAGAAUAUCCAGAGGGAGGAGGAGGAGAGGAAAAAAAGACUACAGCUCUAUGUGUUUGUGAUGCGCUGCAUCGCUUAUCCGUUCAACGCAAAACAACCAACUGAUAUGGCUAGAAGACAGCAAAAGAUCAGUAAACAGCACCUGCAGACAGUCAAGGAGCGAUUUCAGUCCUUCCUCAGUGGAGAUACUCAGAUUGUGGCAGACGAGGCUUUUAUCAACGCAGUGCAGAGUUACUACGAGGUCUUCCUUAAAAGUGACCGCGUUGCCAGGAUGGUGCAGAGCGGUGGCUGCUCUGCCAGCGACUCACGGGAGGUUUUUAAAAAACAUAUAGAGAAGCGUGUGCGCAGCCUGCCAGAGAUUGAUGGCCUCAGCAAAGAGACUGUACUGAGCUCCUGGCUCGCCAAGUUUGAUACCAUCUACCGUGGCGAAGAGGAUCACAGGAAGCUGCAGCAGAGAAUGACAGCCAGCGCCGCCUCGGAGCUCAUUCUCAGCAAAGACCAGCUCUACGAGAUGUUCCAGCAGAUCCUCGGAAUCAAAAAGUUUGAGCACCAACUGCUUUACAACGCCUGCCAGUUAGACAACCUUGACGAGCAGGCCGCCCAGAUCAGAAGAGAGCUGGAUGGACGACUGCAAAUGGCAGACCAAAUUGCUCGGCAUGGUGGAAGAUUCCCAAGAUUUUUGUCCAGGGAGAUGGAGGUCACGUACGUCGAGGAACUGCGCGCCUCUGUGAACCUGCUGAUGGCAAACCUGGAAAGCAUGCCUGUGUCCAAAGGAGGGGACUUUAAGCUGCAAAAGUUGAAAAGAGGCCACAACACAUCCAUCAUGGACAUGGGGCAGGAUGAUGAGAACGCACUGACCAAAUCUGAUGUGGUUCUUUCCUUCACCCUCGAGGUGGUGAUUAUGGAAGUACAGGGUCUGAAGUCAUUGGCCCCGAACAGGAUCGUUUACUGCACCAUGGAGGUAGAGGGGGGCCACAAACUACAAACAGACCAAGCUGAGGCGUCCAAGCCCACCUGGGGUACCCAGGGUGACUUCACCACUACACAGCCCUUACCUGCCAUCAAAGUAAAGCUGUUCACAGAGAGCACAGGAGUGUUGGCGUUAGAGGAUAAGGAGCUGGGCAGGGUUGUGCUCCACCCCACACCUAACAGUCCCAAACAGUCUGAGCUCUACAAGAUGACAGUGUCUAAAGGGUGUCCGGACAAUGACCUGAGGAUCAAACUAGCCGUCCGGAUGGACAAACCACAAAACAUGAAGCAUUGUGGAUAUCUUUGGGCCACCGGCAAAAAUGUGUGGAAAAGAUGGAAGAAAAGAUUUUUUGUGCUGGUCCAGGUGAGUCAGUACACCUUCGCCAUGUGCAGCUACAGAGAGAAGAAGGCUGAGCCGGUGGAGCUUCUUCAGCUGGACGGUUUCACUGUGGACUACACUGACCCACAGCCAGGACUAGACGGUGGUCGGACGUUCUUCAAUGCUCUGAAGGAGGGUGACACUGUGAUCUUCGCCAGUGAUGAUGAGCAGGACAGAAUCCUCUGGGUGCAGGCUAUGUAUCGUGCCACUGGCCAGUCACACAAACCAGUCCCUCCAACGCAGGUCCAGAAACUCAACUCCAAGGGAGGCACAGCGCCUCAGCUCGACGCUCCCAUUUCACAAUUCUAUGCCGACCGUGCCCAGAAGCAUGGAAUGGAUGAAUUCAUAUCAGCCAACCCCUGUAACUUUGACCACAUGUCACUUUUUGAGCUGGUGCAGCGACUAACCCUGGAUCACAGACUCAACGACUCCUACUCCUGUCUGGGCUGGUUCAGUCCCGGUCAGGUGUUCGUCCUGGAUGAGUACUGCGCUCGCUACGGUGUCCGAGGCUGCCAUCGACAUUUGUGCUACCUUAGUGAUUUGCUGGAGAGAGCAGAGAAUGGAGCCAUGAUUGACCCCACCCUGCUGCACUACAGCUUUGCCUUUUGUGCCUCUCAUGUCCAUGGAAACAGACCUGAUGGCAUUGCCACUGUGAGCAUGGAAGAGAAGGAACGGUUUGAGGAGAUCAAAGAGCGACUGUGUGUUCUUCUGGAGAACCAGAUCACACACUUCAGGUAUUGCUUUCCGUUCGGACGACCAGAGGGUGCACUCAAAGCCACGUUGUCCCUGCUUGAACGGGUUUUAAUGAAAGAUAUCGUCACUCCAGCUCCACAGAACAAAGUCAAGGCCGUGAUUCAGAAGUGUCUGGAGCAGGCUGCUGUAGUCAACUACCAACGGCUGGCCGAGUACGCCAAACUGGAAGGGGAGAAGAGGGAAAUGUAUGAGCAUCCUAUCUUCUGCUUGGCAUCUCAAGUGAUGGAUUUAACAAUCCAGAAUGUGGGCCAUUUAGUAACACCUGCCAAGAAGUUGGAGGACAACAUCCGCUUGGCCGAGCUUGUGAUUGAGGUUCUUCAGCAGAACGAGGAACACCACGCUGAGGCCUUCGCCUGGUGGUCCGACCUGAUGAUGGAACACGCCGAGACGUUCCUGUGCUUGUAUUCAGCUGACAUGGACGCUGCUCUUGAAGUUCAGCCUCCUGACAGCUGGGACAGUUUCCCCCUCUUUCAGCUGCUCAACGACUUCCUUAGGACGGACUACAAUCUGUGCAACGGGAAGUUCCACAAACAUCUGCAGGACCUGUAUGCGCCCCUGGUGGUCCGAUAUGUGGACUUAAUGGAGUCGUCCAUCGCACAGUCCAUUUACAGAGGCUUUGAGAGGGAGUCCUGGGAACCAGUCAAUAAUGGUUCAGGGACCUCUGAGGACCUCUUCUGGAAGCUGGACGCCCUGCAGACCUUCAUCAGAGACCUACACUGGCCUGAGGAGGAGUUUGGAAAACACCUGGAGACACGGCUUAAGCUCAUGUCCAGUGAUAUGAUCGAGUCCUGUGUUAAACGGACCAGGGCUGCAUUCGAAGCCAAGCUGCAGAGAACCAGUCGAGCCACAGACUUCCGCGUUCCUCAGUCGAUCUGCACCAUGUUCAAUGUGAUGGUAGAUGCGAGAGUCCAGUCAGCUAAGCUCGGUGCCAUGGACCAAGGACAGGAAAGACAGUACCAUUCCCAGAUUGACAAUCUUAUUGAGGAGAUGGUUAAGGAAAUGAUCACUCUGAUUGUGGCAAAGUUUGUCGUCAUUCUAGAGAGUGUGUUAGUCAAACUGUCCAGAUACGAUGAAGGAACACUUUUCUCCUCCUUCUUAUCGUUUACAGUGAAAGCUGCUGCAAAGUACGUGGAUGUGCCUAAGCCUGGGAUGGAUUUGGCCGACAAUUACGUAGCGUUUCUUCGUUAUUCCCAGGACAUGCUGAGAGAGAAGGUCAACGAGGAGGUGUACGUGGAAAGAUUGUUCGAUAUCUGAAAGAUUUCAGUCAGGGGACCGAGGGCUUGUCGAGCAUCUCUGUGAAGGAAGAGGAAGAAAGCACGGGGCAAAGAAAUGGCUCCAGAUGGGACCCGUGUGGCACAGUGUAAAAUGAAGGACGAGGUUGGAUAAUAGAUAAAAGAUGAGCAGCCCAUCAGUGGAUCAGUCACUCUAGGCCUGGCCUCUCAGCAGGGUUCUGUGCUCGGGGCGAGAUCGCAGGCCUGCUGCCAUGCUAAAGCCUUCACAGGCACACAAGGAUGGAUAGAACACUGCUGGCACCAGGUCGCCUCACUGAUUCACCCCAGCAGUGCCUCCACUCUGCCAUCUUCUCUUCCACCCAUGAUCCAUUUAUUGAGCUUGACCUACAUUAGGAGGUUGUAUCUGCUCUUGUAGGAAACUGGGGAUUUGGACAAAUCAAUCUCCCAAUAAAACUUUUAACAUGUCCUGGGACACGGUGGUAACAACGUUAGAUGGAACGAUAUAAAUAUUUGAACUAUAUUUGUUGUAUGUUGUUGUGUGUUUCAUUGAAGAGAAAAGUGAAAAAAAUAUAUAUACACAUGCAGUAUGUGUAUAUAUAAAAACUCUGUUGCGUGAAGAGUAGGCCAAUGAUGUUUGUUUGGAAAGAGCCUACGAAUCUCACUGCCAUGCCUACUGAGAUUUCCCCCUGCCAGUCUCUCUCUCUCUCUCUCUCUCUCUUUCUUUCCGUCUCUCCUUCACCUGCCUUCCUGUGUUUCCUUUCAAUCCAAAUACCUUUCAAAGCUCCCCGUUGUCUUUCCACCUUUGAGUCUAUAUAUACACCCUUCUCUUAUUCACUUCCCACCUCGUCUGUGCGCUGUGCACUGUGCUUGUUCCUCAGUGUACUGUAAGUCCUGUGUGUAAUUCUCAGCUAGCGCUACAUUUGACUCGUCUCAUCUACUGACUGAAUGAUCGGGCUGUGAGACCAACAAAAAAUGUCUCUUAGAGCAGGCGGAACUCAAUUGAUGUUUAAAAUACAUCAGGAAAAAAAAGCAGUACAAAUAUACAUGCACCAAAUGUAUUGUAUACCUGUGUAACCAUUUCUUUUCACGUGUGUGUACAUAACGUAUAUAAAAUAUGUGUGAUGUCUGU
Messenger RNA from Cynoglossus semilaevis (tongue sole), 5327 nucleotides. Its product is annotated as calcium-dependent secretion activator 1. The transcript has 27 exons. Lineage: Eukaryota; Metazoa; Chordata; Actinopteri; Pleuronectiformes; Cynoglossidae. The record is from RefSeq and is a predicted model, not a curated record. Gene Ontology annotation, biological process: positive regulation of exocytosis; dense core granule exocytosis; synaptic vesicle exocytosis. Bases 633 to 4220 code for a protein of 1195 amino acids. Gene Ontology annotation, cellular component: glutamatergic synapse.